AUGAUAUCCUGUUACAGCACAACAAAUCAACGGUUGUGGCUAGAGGGGAUCCGACGGGUUCUUCAUGAACAUGGCUCUUACAUCCUUCUCGUUGUUGAGCAACUGGUUGGUGUAUGUCUUUUUAUUUUUGCCCGACCGAAUCUUGCUCCUUUUAUAAGGGAUUUUGCUGUUUCGUCUGUAAAAACGGGUAUGGGAGGAGCAACUGGCAACAAGGGCUCCGUUGCUUUCCGAAUGGUUGUACAUUCUACGAGCUUUUGUUUUGUAUGCUCGCAUUUCGCUGCUGGACAAAAUGAGGUGAGAGAUCGUAAUGAAGACUUCACUUCUGCUUUAAGAAGAAUCAAAUUCUCUCAUGGAAAGGACAUUGAAUCUCACGACAUUAUUUUCUGGUUUGGUGAUUUCAAUUACAGAUGUUGUCUGAAAGGAGUUAUGUCAGCCGUUUUCUGCUAA
Molecule: messenger RNA, 447 nt
Organism: Strongylus vulgaris
Lineage: Eukaryota; Metazoa; Nematoda; Chromadorea; Rhabditida; Strongylidae
Source: the annotation of a GenBank genome assembly